AUGGCAAGCGCGCUGCAGAUGCAAAGAUCAAAGAGGUCUGGGACAAACAAGAAGAACGCUAUCAGCGUGUGCUCCAGAGUGACACCGGAAGAGGCUCUGAAGAUCGGUCUCCCCCCUUGCCCAUUGGGGUCAGCAGCGAGGCAAUCACUUCCGCGAGAGCAAACACGACGUCUCAGUUCACCUGCAACUCAAUUCGUAUCUGCGGGCCGAUAUGAAAUUCCCCUUUCCUCCACUGCACAAUUGCGUCCAAGACAGGGGUCGUCAACCAACCCAAUCAACCUUGAUAGAGAUGAGGCACCUCGCAAUCCGGUUUCCUCCGGCGCUGCUGUGAACUCGAACACCAACGCCGUGCAGAACAAGUCCAACAUGGCAAUUGGCCAAAGAGCCAUACGCACGGAAGCGGAAUUCAUGGCAGAAUGGAAGCAAAAGAAGGGUUGGGAUGACUUGAAUGAUAAUCAGAGAGAAGCAUGCUUGACGGUGGCGAAAGCCAUUUAUGGCCUAUACCGGGAUACGAUUGCCCAAAAUAUGGAACCCCAAGGCUCGGUCAAUACUCCGAUUGGCCAACGACCAGGAGUAGCCGUCGCCGCCCAUUGA
This is a messenger RNA of Penicillium brevicompactum, 594 nucleotides long. RefSeq lists its product as uncharacterized. Lineage: Eukaryota; Fungi; Ascomycota; Eurotiomycetes; Eurotiales; Aspergillaceae. The record is from RefSeq and is a predicted model, not a curated record. The coding region runs from base 1 to 594 and encodes 197 amino acids. The transcript has a single exon.